ACGCUUCAGAUUCAUGAGUGCGGAAGUUGUUAUGUGCUGUGUAAAUUCACACGUGGAUUCAAUGUAGUGAGUGUGUACACAUCUAAAUAUGGCUCAAACACAAAGCAACAUUAAGAAAACUUCUUCAAGAGAUUUAAUCUCCUGUGGCACUGGAAAAGGAAUCCACGAGAAACUUCUAUUGAAGCCUAAAAGUGCUCCUUCACUGCAGACGCAGAGGGUGCCCAGACCUAGUGUUUUGGACAGAUUGCACAGUUUCAUUCCCCAAAUCGCCCAAGCCAAUGAAUCUUUGAGACAUCAGAUGGAAGAAACCCCUGCUGGUUAUUUCGACAUUGAGAGUGUGGAGGACGCAGAGAAAGUCAUUGAAAUGGAUGUGGCUCUUAUUGAGCUGGAGAACUCAGACAGCAGUGAUGAAGAUGACUUGUCUUCGUCGUCGUCGUCAUCAUCAUCUGAAGAAGACGGCUCGGAGGAAGAUGUGACCACUAUAGAGAAACUUAUACUACCUGGAGACAGGAAGAGAAAGGCCAACAUCCAGGUGCUGGAGAAAGAGAGUGAGUGAGAGAGAGA
Molecule: messenger RNA, 564 nt
Organism: Xyrauchen texanus (razorback sucker)
Lineage: Eukaryota; Metazoa; Chordata; Actinopteri; Cypriniformes; Catostomidae
Gene: nopchap1
Product: NOP protein chaperone 1
Exons: 4
Coding region: 89-556 (155 amino acids)
Biological process (GO): box C/D snoRNP assembly
Molecular function (GO): box C/D methylation guide snoRNP complex binding
Source: RefSeq, a predicted model, not a curated record